GGUUGGCAAUAUACCCUAAAAAACCUUAUAGAUUCGCAAAUAGUUAGAAUGAAACAAGAAGUCCGCUUCCUCUUAGUCGAGGAAAUAAUAACAACCAGGUUCCUUACUUAACAAGCGAAUACUCUGGCUUUUCGUAACGCAAAACCUGGCCGAAAGUCCCGCAAUGUAUUGUGUUUUUAACGUCUUAUAUGUUAUUGUUCUCAACGGGGAGUCAAAUGCAUUAUCACUCUCAUCUACCAUUCAAAAUUGAAUCGCAUAACGUAUUUUGCCUCGGAUCGACAUCUGAUGAACAUUGAAUCAGCAAUGACAAGCGAAGCAGACGCAACGGGGGAAAAAAGCCUCAAUCCUUCAUGGUUUUCCCCCAAAAGGCUUCUAGCAAUUUUCUGUAUAAUUAAUAUGCUCAAUUAUGUUGACCGAGGAGUCAUUGCAAGCAAUGGUGUGAAUGGUAGCCUUGCUACCUGCACAGAGGGUGGUACAUGUACAAAAGCCAGUGGAAUUCAGGGUGAUUUUAAUCUGAAUUAUUUCCAAGAUGGAAUCCUAUCUUCUGCCUUCAUGGUUGGGCUUCUAGUAGCAUCACCAAUUUUUGCUAGUCUAUCCAAGAUACACAAUCCAUUCAGGCUAAUUGGAGUUGGCUUAUCUGUGUGGACUUUUGCUACAGUUGGCUGUGGUUGUUCAUUUGAUUUCUGGUCCAUAACAUUUUUCCGCAUGUUGGUUGGUGUUGGAGAGGCAUCAUUCAUCAGUCUUGCAGCACCAUUUAUUGAUGAUAAUGCUCCUCCUGAUCAGAAAACAGCUUGGCUUUCAAUUUUUUAUAUGUGCAUACCAACAGGAAUUGCCAUUGGUUAUGUGUAUGGAGGGCUGGUAGGAAGCCUAGUGAAUUGGCGUGUGGCAUUUUGGGGAGAGGCUGUUCUCAUGCUUCCAUUUGCUGUGUUUGGAUUUGUCAGUCAACCAAUAAAAAUGAAAGGUUUUGGUUCUUCUGAUAAAUUGAAUGAGUUAUCAGAUCCCAUGGACACCAGUCAUAGAGAUUGUGAAGAUAUGCAGUUUUUGGACAAUUCUGAUCAGCUUCUAAAAGGAGUGCCUGAAUCAGAAUCAGAAAAUAUCACCACACAAGCUGAAGUGAAUGCCAAGAAGAAACAAAGCUUGUUGGGAGGGGUAGAGACACUUGGUGCACAAUUAAAAGUUUUGUGGAAUGAUUUGAAGAUACUCUUGCUUGAUAAAGUCUAUGUAACCAAUGUUCUAGGUUACAUAGCAUAUAAUUUUGUGAUCGGGGCUUAUUCAUAUUGGGGCCCUAAGGCUGGCUACGACAUCUAUAACAUGACUGAUGCAGAUCUUGUCUUUGGAGGCAUUACAAUAGUUUGUGGUAUCUUUGGAACCAUUGGUGGAGGAUUUGUUCUUGAUUACAUUGGAUCUACCAUCACAAAUGCUUUUAAGCUUCUUUCGGGGGCAACGCUACUUGGAGGUGCACUUUGUUUUUCUGCAUUUCUUAUGAAGAAGCUCUAUGGCUUCAUACCACUUUUUGCAGCUGGAGAACUACUAAUUUUUGCCACACAGGGCCCAGUCAAUUAUGUUGCACUCCACUGUGUAACUCCAAGCUUGAGACCAUUAGCAAUGGCAAUGUCUACUGUAUCAAUACAUAUUUUUGGUGACGUACCAUCGUCACCUCUUGUGGGUGUGCUCCAGGAUUAUGUAAACAAUUGGCGAGAGACAGCACUCAUACUUACUUCCAUUCUAUUUCUAUCAGCAGCCAUAUGGUUUAUAGGGAUAUUUCUUCGCAGUGUAGACAAGUCAGUUGAAGAUAACACAGCAAUGGUUACAACACAAGAAACUCCAUUACUUGAUGGAACUGUUGAAAUCUAAAAGGAAACGUUGAAAACCUGAAGGUGGCAAGUUCAAAUUCCAAGCAGAAAAAGGGAAAAACCUGUGCAUAUGUAUACUAAUGAAAUGGUUUAGUGAUUUUCCUGUAAUUCUUUUCCACUUUCAUAUCAUCUCAAGUUUCUCAAACCAUUCAAAUAUAGAGAAAUGCUGAUCUUGAUUUAUCUUGCAACAUUGUAAAUUGUAGUAUGGGAUAGCUAUUGUGUUUGAGCAUUUAUUAUCAUUUUCCAUGUAAAGAAUUUAUGACAUUCUAAUGGCUAACUCCUAAAUGAACGUUAGCCUGUACUUAAUGCAAAUAAAAGUAUUUGAGUGUACAGAAAUUUCAAGUUUGAGUCAUAAA
Messenger RNA from Cryptomeria japonica (Japanese cedar), 2209 nucleotides. Its product is annotated as probable sphingolipid transporter spinster homolog 2. Gene Ontology annotation, cellular component: membrane. NCBI's taxonomy places the organism in Eukaryota, Viridiplantae, Streptophyta, Pinopsida, Cupressales, Cupressaceae. The transcript has 16 exons. Gene Ontology annotation, biological process: transmembrane transport. The coding region runs from base 286 to 1854 and encodes 522 amino acids. The record is from RefSeq and is a predicted model, not a curated record. Gene Ontology annotation, molecular function: transmembrane transporter activity.